This is a messenger RNA of Zalophus californianus (California sea lion), 1841 nucleotides long. It is a transcript of the gene HSPB8, whose product is annotated as heat shock protein family B (small) member 8. The record is from RefSeq and is a predicted model, not a curated record. The coding region runs from base 523 to 1113 and encodes 196 amino acids. The transcript is spliced from 3 exons. Gene Ontology annotation, cellular component: cytoplasm; protein folding chaperone complex; nucleus. Gene Ontology annotation, biological process: cellular response to unfolded protein. Lineage: Eukaryota; Metazoa; Chordata; Mammalia; Carnivora; Otariidae. Gene Ontology annotation, molecular function: protein homodimerization activity.
CGGCCCCUGGGAGCCCAGCUGUUCCCUCAGCGGAUUCUCAGGGACUGGUUCAUCACCUCCGAAUACUCCUGUGACAGGAGGCACUGGCAAAGCCCGCCCCCAGCCCCAAGCAGCAAUAAAUAGAAGGCUCUCAGCCCAGGAGAAGCAAGGAGAAGUUUCUAGGCCCGCGUCCCUGGGUUUAUUAAGCUCCUGACGCUCCUCCAUGAGACAUCUCAGCGGCUCUGGCUGAGAGUCUGGACAGCCUGGGAGGACAGUGACUGGCUGAUCUGCGGUGAGGCAGUGCGGAGAGGGGCCCUCUGGAAUUCCGCUGGGCCGGCUGGUGGUCGCCUUUGGAGUGUCUUUGGGGGCUGGGACCCCAGCCAGGUACCCCCUCUGUCCUUGGCAGUGGAUGGUUCAGCGUUUUCUGAAGCUGAAGAAUAAGCUCCGAGGGCCAGCCCCCCCCCCCCACAUCACCUUGCUGUGUGACCUUGGGCAGGUGGCUCCCUCUCUCUGAGCCUCCUUUGCCCCUCCAGCUCAGCAGCCAUGGCUGAUGGUCAGAUGCCCUUCUCCUGCCACUACCCAAGCCGCCUGCGCCGGGACCCCUUCCGGGACUCGUCCCUCCCCUCACGCCUGCUGGAUGAUGACUUUGGCAUGGACCCGUUCCCCGACGACCUGACGGCCUCAUGGCGCAACUGGGCCCUGCCUCGAUUCUCCCCGGGGUGGCCUGGCACCCUGAGGUCAGGCAUGGUGCCUCGGGGGCCGACAGCUGCAGCCAGGUUUGGGGUACCUGGGGAGGGCAUGAGUCCCCCACCCUUCCCCGGGGAGCCCUGGAAAGUGUGCGUCAACGUGCACAGCUUUAAGCCAGAGGAGCUGCUGGUGAAGACAAAGGACGGAUACGUGGAGGUGUCUGGCAAACAUGAAGAGAAGCAGCAAGAAGGUGGCAUCGUUUCCAAGAACUUCACAAAGAAAAUCCAGCUUCCCGCAGAGGUGGAUCCUGUGACAGUCUUUGCCUCGCUUUCCCCAGAGGGUCUGCUGAUCAUCGAAGCUCCCCAGGUCCCCCCUUACUCACCAUUUGGAGAGAGCAAUUUCAGCAAUGAGCUUCCCCAAGACAGCCAGGAAGUCACCUGUUCCUGAGACUCCAGUCUUGGCCCAUCUUUUCCCCUCCCCAACCCCAGGGCUUCUCUGAUUCCUGAGUACACGACUUUAGCUGAAUUCAUAGAUUUAAUGUGACUAAAAUGUUGGGGGGGGCGGGGUGGCCUGACCACCGACUCCCUGGAUAGGGUAGUAUGCACAACAGAUAGGAGGGGACAUGACAUUUCACACUGUAUCUUCCCUUGCAGCGAAUGCAAGGGUUGCCUCUCUCUGGAGACCUCCCGGUCACCCAGAUUCCUGGUCUGGGUUCCCACUUUCCAUGCCUGCCCCAUGGUUUGGUGGGUGGAGCCCGUUAGCUCACGCUACUGUGUUUCCGCAGCGCUGGCCUGCAAAGAGGGGUAGCUAGCUCUUACCCCCAUAUGGGAUUUAUCCAACAGCCACGUGAAAACAGUGCCUUCUGCUCUUCACCCAAGCGUUUAUAUAGCAUGUUGCCAAGUCUGCACUCCCUGAGGACCCUGGAAGCCCAUUCAUUCUCUGCCUAAAGUACCCCCCCCCCUUCUUGUGCCUCCUAUGUCCAAUUUGGGAUUUUUACAGAGGGGGCUGUCUCCAAACAGCUCCACCAGGAACCAAGCAAAGGCCAGACAGACUGGUAGGUAGGCUAGUGGUGUUAUGUAUAUGAGUGGGACUUGUGUGUCAUUGUUAUUUGAAUUGUGCUGUUGUUUGGGGGGAAAUAACGGUAAAUAAUAAUAAUAAAAGAGCUGAUGUUCUUA